Trematomus bernacchii (emerald rockcod) is the source of this 2607-nucleotide messenger RNA. RefSeq names its product protein-glutamine gamma-glutamyltransferase 5-like. Gene Ontology annotation, biological process: peptide cross-linking. The coding region runs from base 75 to 2351 and encodes 758 amino acids. The record is from RefSeq and is a predicted model, not a curated record. NCBI's taxonomy places the organism in Eukaryota, Metazoa, Chordata, Actinopteri, Perciformes, Nototheniidae. The transcript is spliced from 15 exons. Gene Ontology annotation, molecular function: protein-glutamine gamma-glutamyltransferase activity.
GUGUGCUGCUGACUGCCUGCCAGCGCGCAUUUUUCUGUACAUCAACGAUUCUAGGAAGGAAGCUUUUUGGAAAGAUGACAGAUUCAGAAUCUGUUUUUAAGGGAGUGGACCUCCACCCUAAGAACAACAACUUCCUCCACCACACCAGUGAGAUCUCUGUGGAUCAGCUGAUCGUGAGGCGAGGUCAGCCCUUCAAACUGACCCUGAAUGUGGCGCAGCCUUUUGGCCCUAAGCUGCACCAGCUGCACAUCACUGCAAAGACAGGAGAAAUUCCAACGGAGAAACAGGGAACGCUUUCACUCUUCGGCGUCCCAGAUGUGGUGACCCGCUCCCGUUCAGCGAUAGCAGUAUGGAAGGCGGAUCUGCACAAGGACUCCUCCCUGCAAACUCUGGUCCUCAACCUCACCCCCCCGGCUGUCACCCCUGUGGGGGAGUGGAUCCUGACUGUGAAACUCGGGGGGGAGGAGAUGCUGCUGGGGAAGCUGGUGGUGCUCUACAACCCCUGGUGUCCCGAUGACUGGGUGUAUCUGAAGGAUGAGAAUGAGAUAAAGGAGUAUGUGAUGAAUGAACAAGGAGUCAUCUACAGAGGCAGUCAAAGACAUAUCUCCCAUGGAGCCUGGGACUUUGGACAGUUUGAGGACAACAUGGUGGCAAUUAGUUUAUUGAUUUUGGACCUUAACCUCAAACACGAGAAAGACCCUGCUGACGAUGUUUCCGCUCGCUGUAACCCCAUCUACGUCAGCCGCGUGGUCAGCGCCAUGAUAAACUCUCAAGAUGACCGGGGGGUCCUGCAGGGGAACUGGGGCACUUCAUAUAUUGGGGGGUAUUCCCCCUCUCACUGGAGUGGCAGUUACCCCAUCCUGCGUCGCUGGUACAACAUCGGUGCACACCCCGUCAAAUAUGGCCAGUGUUGGGUGUUUGCUGGGGUGAUGUGCUCAGUGAUGCGCCUGCUGGGCAUCCCCUGUCGUGUGGUCACCAACUUCUCGUCAGCCCACGACAACAACGCCAAUCUGAUCAUCGACGAGUACCACGCCGACUACGGAGUCGCACCCAAAGCAUCCCAUGACAGCAUUUGGAACUACCACGUGUGGGUGGAGGCGUGGAUGAGGCGCCCUGAUCUUUCAGAGGACGGAGCAUUUGACGGUUGGCAGGUUGUGGAUCCAACACCACAGGAGAAGAGCGAUGGUAUUUUCUGCUGUGGUCCCGCCCCGGUGAAAGCCAUCCUAAAAGGAGAGACAGACCUUAAAUAUGACAUCCCAUUUGUCUUCGCCGAGGUCAACGCCGACUGCAUUGACUGGCUGGUUAAGGCUGAUGGCUCCAAAUUGAAUAUUUACUCUGAGACUGCAAGGGUGGGUCACAAUAUCUCCACCAAGUCUGUCGGCUCCAAGAAGAGGUUGAACAUCACCGACAGUUACAAAUACAGAGAGGGAACAGAGAAGGAGAGGAAGGUCUUUGAUUACGCCCAAUCCAAAAUGGAUGAUGAUGAGGAAAAGAAUGAGGAUGAGGAUGAGAUUGAGGAGGGCGAGGACGAUGAUGAGACGGAGGACAAUGUGGCUGUGGAAGAGACAGAUGACGCUAUCCCGAGUGAUGAGGAGGAAGAUGAUGAGAGUGAAGAGGAGGAGGAGAACGAAGCUGGGAAUGAGACCUCAGACGGUACAGAUGCAGAAACACCGAUCUGCAUACCUCCACCUCCGCCUGUGACCAUGCAGUUUGAAGAGGUGAGCCCACCGAGGAACGGUAAGGAUGUGAGGCUGAAGCUGUUGCUGCGCAGUGAGAGCAGCUCCGUCAGGUCGCUCUCCGUCAACAUCAGCGUCCAGGCGAUGACCUACAACGGCUUCCCGGCCGCGAGCAUCCAGACUGAGGUGAAGGACAAGAUACUGCGGCCCGGGAAAGAUUUGUCUAUCCGGAUCCGAGUCCCAUUCUCGGCCUACCAUAAGCCCAUGUUGGACUGUGACAGCUUGAAGGUUUCAGCCUUGGUGACGGACAAAGAGAGGCCCGACAACACGUACCUGGCUGUGGACGACGUUGUGCUGAUCGACCCCCCCAUCUCCCUCAAGAUGACCAGUUCUGCCAAAGUGAACCGUGCCACAAGAGGAGAGGUGAUCUUCAUGAACCCCGUGGUCACAGAGACGCUCACCAACUGCACUCUGACCCUCUCUGGGAGUGGACUGGUGAAGGAAGAGGUGGAAGUCAAGCUUCCAGACAUAAAGCCAAACAACCGUCUUCGUGUCAACUUCUCCUUCGUUCCCUACAAGCGCGGUAAGAGGACUCUGGUGGCCGACUUCGACUGCUCCACCUUCAGAAACAUCAAGGCCAGCUGCACCGUCAACGUCCGGCCUUCUAGAUUUUAAACUCUUUAUGGAGGUGUUUUCGCUUUGGCUUUAGGGAUCUUCAAAAGUACAACUAUCAACUGUGAAUUUACGUUCACAUGUUUUCUUGCUACUUUCAUGGCGUCAUUUACACUGGGGAUGCUGGGGACACGUCUCCACCACUUUUGGAAAUGGCAGAAAUUGUCCCCACCACUUUGCAUUAGUACAACUUGUUGAAAAUGUUCUGAAAAGAAAUAAUACAAAUUGUAAUAAUAAUACAAAUAAAGUGUAGAAAGAA